UGCAGCGAACAGACCGGUGUUUUGUUUGCGUUACGCGUAACAUUAAAUUUUCCGUAUAAAGAUGAUUGUAUUACUGCUAAUCGCUGUCGUGACCUUGGUGUUUCUGUUCAUCAAACAACGGUUCAACUAUUGGAAAGUGCGAGGAGUGCCGUACGUAAAUCCCACCUUCCCCCUCGGGAACCUGGGGGGAACAGGUAAAACACAACAUUUCUCCGUAGCCAUAGAAAAGCUGUACUGCAAACUGAAGGGAAAUGCUCUGUUCGGAGGAAUCUACUUCUUCAUCAACCCCGUGGUUCUCGCUCUGGACCUCGACUUUAUCAAAACCAUUCUGGUGAAGGACUUCAACUCCUUUCACGACCGUUCGGUUUACGUCAACGAAAAGGAUGAUCCAUUGAGUGCCCAUCUCUUCAGCAUGGAAGGCAUCAAGUGGAAGAAUAUGCGCGUCAAGCUAACGCCCACGUUUACGUUGGGUAAGAUGAAAAUGAUGCUUCCGAUUGUUCGGGACUGUGCCGAUGAAUUGGAGCGAUGUAUCGUGAAGGAGACUGCUGGUGGUGGUGAGAUUGAGUUGAAAGAUAUUCUCGCACGCUUCACGACGGAUGUGAUUGGAAAUUGUGCUUUUGGACUGGAGUGUAACAGUUUGCGUGAUCCCAAUGCCGAGUUUCGCAAAUAUGGCAGGGAAAUAUUCAACUUUGGGAAAAUUGGAUUCGUGAAGCUUCUUUUGACUCAGCAGUUUAAAUCGCUGGCACUUGCAUUAAGAACCGUGACGCUGAAUCCGAAAGUUUCGGAGUUCUUUUUGAAAGUUGUCUCAGAUAAUAUUGAGUACAGAGAGAAGAAUAAAAUCGAACGGAAUGAUUUCAUGGAUUUGAUGAUAAAGCUGAAAAAUGGACAAGCUUUGGAACAGGGCAGCACGGAUCAACAGUUGGGCACGCUAUCCGUUAAAGAAGUUGCUGCUCAGGCGUUCGUUUUCUUCUUUGCUGGGUUUGAAACCUCCUCGACACUGAUGUCGUUCUGUUUGUAUGAACUUGCCCUGAAUCAAAAUCUCCAGGACAAAGCAAGGAAGGACGUCCUCGAUAGUAUUAGCAAGCAUGGAUCACUUUCAUAUGAAGCAGUUCAUGAGAUGAAAUACUUGGAAAAGUGCAUUAAUGAAAGCCUUCGGAAAUACCCACCUGUACCGAACAUUCUUCGUACCGCAACUCAGGACUAUAAUGUUUCCGGAUCGUCGCUGACCAUUGGAAAGGGUACGUCGGUUAUGAUUUCCCCAUUCGCCAUCCACCACGAUCCGGAAUUUUAUCCGGACCCUAUGAAGUUCGACCCAGAUCGAUUCAACCCGGACCAGGUGGCAGCCCGUCAUCCGAUGGCAUUCCUUCCGUUUGGAGAGGGUCCUCGUGUCUGCAUUGGGAUGCGCUUCGGACUGAUGCAGACUCGCAUUGGAUUGGCGACUUUGCUGAAGAAUUUCCGCUUUACGUUGGGUGCACGAAUGGAGACUACCCCGAUAUUUGACCCUGCCAGUGCGGUUUUGACGCUCCAGGGUGGACUGUGGGUGAAGGCGGAGAAGAUGGAUAUUGUCUAUUUUAAAAUGAUUCUUCUACUGCUAAUCGCUGCCGUGACCUUGGUGGUGCUGUUCAUCAAGCAACGCUUCAACUACUGGAAAGUGCGAGGAGUGCCGUACGCGAAUCCCACCUUCCCCCUCGGGAACCUGUGGGGAACUGGUACGAAACAACACCUGUCGGAAGUCUUGGAAGACCUGUACUUCAAACUGAAGGGAAAUGCACUGUUCGGAGGAAUCUACUUCUUCAUCAACCCCGUGGUUCUGGCACUGGAUCUUGACUUCAUCAAAACCAUUCUGGUGAAGGACUUUAACUCCUUUCACGAUCGGUCCAUUUACUUCAACGAAAAGGAUGAUCCGCUUACAGCUCACCUCUUCACCAUGGAAGGCAUCAAGUGGAAAAACAUGCGCGUCAAACUAACGCCCACGUUUACGUCGGGUAAGAUGAAAAUGAUGCUUCCGAUUGUUCGGGACUGUGCCGAUGAAUUGGAGCGAUGUAUCGUGAAGGAGACUGCUGGUGGUGGUGAGAUUGAGUUGAAAGAUAUUCUCGCACGCUUCACGACGGAUGUAAUUGGGAAUUGUGCGUUUGGACUGGAGUGUAACAGUUUGCGUGAUCCCAAUGCCGAGUUUCGCACCAUGGGAAGAGAUGUAUUUGACUUGCGUGGUCUUGGAUUCGUGAAGCUUCUUUUGACUCAGCAGUUUAGGACGCUAUCACGUGCGCUUGGAGCCGUGACACUAACUCCAAGUGUUUCGAAGUUCUUUUUGAAAACCGUCUCGGACAACAUUGAGUACAGAGAGAAGAACAAAAUCGAACGGAAUGAUUUCAUGGACUUGAUGAUAAAGCUGAAAAACGGACAAGCUUUGGAACAGGGCAGCACGGAUCAGCAGUUGGAUACGCUAUCCGUUAAGGAAGUGGCUGCUCAGGCGUUCGUUUUCUUCUUUGCUGGGUUUGAAACCUCCUCGACACUGAUGUCGUUCUGUUUGUAUGAACUUGCCCUGAAUCAAAAUCUCCAGGACAAAGCCAGGAAGGAUGUCCUCGACACUAUUAGCAAGCAUGGAUCACUUUCCUAUGAAGCAAUUCAUGAGAUGAAAUACUUGGAAAACUGCAUUUACGAGGGCCUUCGGAAAUACCCACCUGCAUCGAACAUUUUCCGUACGGCAACUCAGGACUAUAAUGUGCCCGGGACGUCGCUGACCAUUGAGAAGGGUACGUCGGUCAUGAUUCCCACACUCGCCAUCCACCACGAUCCGGAAUUUUAUCCGGACCCUAUGAAGUUCGACCCGGAUCGAUUCAACCCGGACCAGGUGGCAGCACGCCAUCCGUUUGCGUUCCUCGCGUUCGGAGAGGGUCCUCGUGUCUGCAUUGGGAUGCGCUUCGGGCUGAUGCAGACUCGGAUUGGAUUGGCGACUUUGCUGAAGAAUUUUCACUUUAAGUUGGGUACGCAGAUUACGGGUCCUCCGAAACUUGAGCCCUCCAGUGCAAUUUUGAUGAUCAAGGGUGGACUGUGGAUGAAGGUGGAGAAGAUUGGUGCUUAGAUUGGUGGAUUAAUUACGAUGAA
Ochlerotatus camptorhynchus is the source of this 3105-nucleotide messenger RNA. RefSeq lists its product as uncharacterized. The coding region runs from base 62 to 3082 and encodes 1006 amino acids. NCBI's taxonomy places the organism in Eukaryota, Metazoa, Arthropoda, Insecta, Diptera, Culicidae. The record is from RefSeq and is a predicted model, not a curated record. Gene Ontology annotation, molecular function: monooxygenase activity; oxidoreductase activity, acting on paired donors, with incorporation or reduction of molecular oxygen; iron ion binding. The transcript has 4 exons.